Dicentrarchus labrax (European seabass) is the source of this 1009-nucleotide messenger RNA. RefSeq names its product secretory calcium-binding phosphoprotein 9 (gene scpp9). The record is from RefSeq and is a predicted model, not a curated record. The transcript is spliced from 9 exons. NCBI's taxonomy places the organism in Eukaryota, Metazoa, Chordata, Actinopteri, Moronidae. Bases 156 to 794 code for a protein of 212 amino acids.
GUUGGUGAACAAGUUGGUGUUCUUCUCUCUAAUUGGCUCAUAAUAAUCUCCGGGACUGAUAAAAGGUGCUCUAAAUUCAGCUGCAACUAUAGUCCACCUUGGCACAUAGUAGUUUGAAAGACGAACAAAUAAAAUAUAAGUUUUCAGGCAGCAAAAUGAAGCUUCUCCUUCUCACAACAUUUGUAGCAACUAUCUGCUACGUCAAUGCAGGCAAGAAGCAGAGGAUGUUGGCGGCAAUGAUGGCAGGUAUGAACGGAGGACUGAUGCCAGGUAUGAAUGGAGGACUGAUGGGAGGUAUGAACGGAGGACUGAUGGGAGGUAUGAAUGGAGGACUGAUACCAGGUAUGAAUGGAGGACUGAUGGGAGGUUUGAAUGGAGGAAUGGCAAACGGAGCAAUCCCUGGGAUGAUGGCCAGAGGCCUGAACCCACCCAUGGUAGCUGGUGGUGGCGCAGGUUUCCUUGGGCAGCCGCAGUUUGCUCAGUUUGUUCCUGGACUUCCUGCUUUUGCUUUACCAGCUCCCAUUGCCAAUGUGUACCCUGUCCCUGGAGUCAAUGCGCCUCCUAUCGUGGGAGUCCCUCAAAUGCUACCAAUGAAUCUUCCUCAGCAGCCUCUGAUGGGAAACACAGGUGGUGCUAUGCAACAGCAGCUUCAGCCUGAUCCACUCAGAAGAUUCAGGCGUCAGAUUAUGAAACAAGACAACACCUUAAAGACCACUGUGGACACUCAGAUUCCAGCUCCUGCUGCAACAAUGACAACAACUCGCUGUGAUGAAGGUCGUCGUGAAAAUAACUAAGAUGACACUGUUAACAAUAACUUUUGAUCAAAUAUGCAGGAAUUAUCAAAGUGAUAAUUAAACUUUACCUAUAUGAUCACUAAUGAUCAUGAAGCUUUAGGUGUGUUAAGUAUUAUUUUGAAAAUCACCUUAGAAAGGAGCUGAAUAGAAAACAAUAGAUGUAUGUACUGUACAUGUUAACUGUCCAAUAAUAAUAAAUUACACUUUGAUUUAAA